This is a messenger RNA of Oldenlandia corymbosa var. corymbosa, 2611 nucleotides long. NCBI's taxonomy places the organism in Eukaryota, Viridiplantae, Streptophyta, Magnoliopsida, Gentianales, Rubiaceae. The record is from the annotation of a GenBank genome assembly.
AUUUUCUACAGUAUUUCCAGAGCAAGCGAUUGAUAAACCCCCACCAAAAACUUCCAUAACUCUCGGCAGCGGGAAAAGGGUAUGAAGAACACGCUGAGGUAUUCCCCUUCCUUCGAUUUGCACUUCAAAUUGAAAUUUGUGGUAGUUUAAUUCUAAUUUUUUGUUAGACUAUAAUGGAUACUCGGUUUCCCUUACUCUGCUUCUUAUUAUUAUUUUUUUUUUGGGGUAUCUGCUCAUUAGUUGGUUCUCAUUUGAUGAUUUUUGUUUUCUUUUUUUCUUUGUAGUUAUUGGUUCCCGGAAUCUCAUUCAGCUAGCUAGUUAAAGAUUUAAACUUUAAUGUGGUCAGGAUCCGUGUUCGUCAUUGCUGCUUGUUCAUUGCUGUUUUGGUGUAUGUUUUGUAUGUACAGUUAUCACCACCUCCAUCUAGUUAAACAAAUGAAAAAGGAAGUGGUACGUGUUGAAUUUCAUGACAUAGGGUACAUUUAAGCUAGGUGUGUUUAGGGCUUUUCUAGAAAAAAAUUCUCCAUGGAGGAAAUUUUUAGGGAGAAAAUCAACUUAGUGGGAAAAGAAAUUGAAUGUGGGGGAUUCUUAUUCAAGCCUCAGUUACCUUUCCUGUUUCGUUGACAUGGUUAGCUUAAUUUUCAACAUUAUUUCAAAUUUCGUGUUAACUAGCACUACUGUAUUUUUUCUCAGCAACAAGAUGGUUCAAUUACUUUGAGUUAUCUAUCUGAGGAAGCAUGUUUGCUGAAGGAACAGUGCUUUGAGUUAUUUUGAAGUAGAAAGAAAGGAAAAAUGGCUGUUGCUUCCCUACACACUGGAUUCUCCUUAUGUGGCUCGUCAGUUUCUUUCUGUGAUGUGGCUCUUACCAUUUCAAGCCAUCAGCAUUUCCAGAGAUUCUUCUUGCACCCAUCUUCAAAAAGAUGGCAUCUGCUCAAAACGCCGACUUGCUUAGCAGCCAUCAGUCGAAAUAAUAAUUCAGGACCUGAUGAAAAUCCUAGUCCAAAUCCAAGUUUGAAGCCUAAAAGAUCAACUUCUCAGAUUCAGAACUCAAAAUCAGCAAAAAAUGAAGUGAAUGAUCCUAAUGGGACGUUCACCAUUACUAAACCUAAAAGAACAAGACGUGGCCGGAAAAGUGAAGCAGCUGCAGUUGAGGAUCUUGUACGUGGUAAACUUGAGCGGACAUUUGCAUCGAUCAGAGAACAGAAUCCAGAAAUCUUGAAAGACUGGGGAAGAAUAAUAAAAGAGAAGGUUGGUGAUGAUGAGGAUGAUGAUAUUGGUUCUGAGGAUAGUGGCAAUAGUGAAGCUCAGGAUCAUGCAAACAUUGAAAGCAAGAUGGUUGUUGAGGAGGAGGAUCCCAAUUGGCCUCUGGAUGCAGACGUAGGCUGGGGAACUAGGGCGUCAGAAUAUUUUGAGAAUUACCCUAUUAAAAAUGUUCUUGACGAAGAUGGUUUUGAGAUUGAUUGGGAAGGGGAGGUUGAUAAUGGCUUAGUGAAGGAAAUAAAUUGUCUUGAAUGGGAAAGCUUCGCAUUUCGACCCAGCCCAUUGGUAGUUCUUGUUUUUGAAAGAUACAACAGGUCAAGUGAAAACUGGAAAGUUCUGAAAGAACUUGAGAAGGCUGCAGAGGUGUACUGGAAAUGCAAGGAUCGAUUGCCUCCUCGGACAGUAAAGCUAGACAUCAACAUUGAGAAGGAUCUAGCUUAUGCGCUGAAAGUUAAAGAAUGUCCUCAAAUAUUGUUCUUGCGAGGAAACAGGAUACUACAUAGGGAAAAAGAGAUGCGGACUGCUGAAGAGCUAGUGCAAAUGAUGGCUCAUUUCUAUUAUAACGCAAAAAAGCCUACAUGCAUUAAAUGAUUCUGCUCCGUCUCAAAGUUGGUUGGAGGUAUCAGUUUAAUACGAAGCAUUAGACCCAACUCCGGUGGACAAAAGCAAUUUCCAGACCUCCGGUCAUUUUGAAGAUCUGUUGCCUUUCAUGGCCUAAAAAGCUUGGAGGGGAAGGAUUGAUUUGCCUUUCAUUUUGAAGAUCUGUGUAAUGGAUUUCAGCUACUGAUGGAUGUUUGAUCCUUUUUGGUAGCCUAAAGAAGAAUACUACUCUUCUAGGACUGCAAGAACUCAAAGGGUAUGAGAUCGAACUCAUUAUCGAAGGAGGAGAUUUGGAUGGUGAUGGUGCUAUUAACCAGCUGAUAUUUUUGCAUUUUGAUGUAUAGAUUGAGUCUUGAGUUAAUGCAUAUACUGGCACUGUCAUUUAAAUUGCUGGAAGAAGAGGACUUUGUACAAGAUUUUCUGCAAUGAUUGCUCCUUUUGAUCACUGUUACUCCCUUCGUUCCAUAAUUAUUGUCCAGUUUAGGUUUUUAUUUCUAGUUCAAAUCGUACUAAAAAUGAAAUCUCAAAUUGGACAAUAAUUAUGAGACAGAGGGAGUAUUUCUUUUACGGCUCAUAUUCUGAAAUUGUCGGGAAAAAGGGUAAUGAUUUGAUUAAACGAUUGGAUAAAUGAUCACAUGAUGCAGGGCUUCUUUUAUUAUAACUUGCUUUUGUAGCAUGCUCCUAAAUUGAUUGAUCUUCUUGUUCCCACUUAAAUUUCAUCAGUUUUUCUUCCACGAAAGAUUAGAUUAAC